This is a messenger RNA of Didymodactylos carnosus, 956 nucleotides long. Lineage: Eukaryota; Metazoa; Rotifera; Eurotatoria; Philodinida; Philodinidae. The record is from the annotation of a GenBank genome assembly.
AGACUUGUUUCAAAAACAAACUCAACAGUUUUGUAGAACUUGAAAUUCUCUAUCUUUUGGUAUAUUAGGGCAUAUUUUUCAUAGAUGAAAAAUGAGAGAAAAAUGCAUCAGAAUUUAGUGCAAUUUACCUUGGAUCACCCGUUAUACCAGUUUCAUGUGACAUCUAAUGCGCCUUCUCUUGAAGAUUAACUUGAAUAUUACUGUAAAUAGCAUAUGUGCCAAGAAGACAACAGAGAAACAAUUGCGUAAAAGACAAACGUAGAACAAAGACAGAAUCGGUUAGUUUACGAUGACAAGGAAAAGGACCAGUUAUUGAACAUUUCGCUUCUGUAUGUUCUAUGCCAAUCUCAGAAUAUAAUAUUAGGAUUCCAGCCAACAAUAUCGCAGACGCUCAUGCUUCGCUUCCAUUAUUUUAUGUUUCUAUCCAAGAGGUUGAAAACGUUAUAUCUAGAUUAGAUAUCAAUAAAGCAACCGCAUCCGGCGUGAAUAAUCGUUUGUUGCGCGAGUCUUCGGCCUUUGACAAAGUCUGUGAGAAAGGCUUACUGUAUAAAUUAAGGAAAAAGGGAGUUUGCGCCGAACUGGUUGAAUGGUUCGAAGAUUACUUACUUAAUCGUCAAAUCACAACAGUAGUUGAUGGGAAAAAAUCAAAUCCAAUUCGAAUUAACUGUGGUAUCCCUCAAGGUUCUGAGCAUCGUAUAAACGGUAAAAAAUUUGCUGGUGAAGUUCAUUUUGUACACCAAAAUCCUUUAACAAAUCAGUCAGCUGUCUUAUGCUUUUUUAUCGUUGAAUCUGAAGUGGAAGAUACACCAUGGCGUAUAUAUGUUAAUAAAGCUAUAACGUUAAAUUCAACCGGUUAUCAAACAGCCUUUGAAGGAAAUUUGUCAGCAUUAAUGUAUGCACACAAGAAUACCUUUGCUGAUUUUUGGCGAUACGAUGGAAGGUAUGUGAAUGACUAA